This is a messenger RNA of Carassius auratus (goldfish), 1071 nucleotides long. It is a transcript of the gene cep20, whose product is annotated as centrosomal protein 20. The transcript is spliced from 5 exons. Gene Ontology annotation, molecular function: protein binding. Gene Ontology annotation, biological process: microtubule anchoring; cilium assembly. The record is from RefSeq and is a predicted model, not a curated record. NCBI's taxonomy places the organism in Eukaryota, Metazoa, Chordata, Actinopteri, Cypriniformes, Cyprinidae. Gene Ontology annotation, cellular component: ciliary basal body; motile cilium; centrosome. Bases 88 to 528 code for a protein of 146 amino acids.
CCGCUUGGAGUGGAAUGGCUAAGCUUUACGCAGAAAGAGCCACAGUGACCUCUAGUGGAAGCGUCUGAGAAGUGCGAUUCUGUUUCAAUGGCAACCGUCACAGAGUUGAAAAGCGCUUUGCGAGAGACGCUGGAGGCCCGUGGGGUCCUGGGGCAGCUGAAGGCGAGGAUCCGGGCGGAGGUGUUCAGCGCGCUGGACGACGAGAGCACGCCGCGGCCGCCACUGUCCCACGAGAACCUGCUGAUCAAUGAACUGAUCCGAGAAUACCUGCAGUUCAACAAGUAUCAGUACACCGCCUCGGUGCUGACCGCGGAAUCAGGUCAGCCUGAAGUUCCCCUAGAUCGGGAGUUCGUGGCCAAUGAGCUCAAUGUCACAGAGGAUUCAAGUGUCAAAGCAGUGCCAUUGUUGUAUGGAUUGCUCCAUCAUUUCCUUAGCAGUAAGGAAGAGCACACAGGAAAACUCUUCCUAAGAGGCUCAGCAACAGUGCCUUCACAAGAACCUCAUGGCCAUCGUAGUGCAGAGUCAUAAAACUGAGUCACCGUUGCCACCAAAUCCACUAUGUAUCCAGAUCAGAUGGUCACUGCAGUCACCCAGAUCCAGUACGUAUCCAGACCAGAUGGUGGAUCAGCACCUAGAGAGGACUUCUACAGCCCUGAAUGCCACCGGAGUCCAGGACAACUAGAUGAGCCCCAGUCAAUACCUUGUCUCCUAGAUGACCACCGGGAUAAGACCACAGGAAACAGAUGAUUCUGCACAAUCGGAAUUGAACUAUUGGUUUCAUCUGGUCAGAGGAGAAUUGGCCCCCCGACUGAGCCUGGUUUCUCCCAAGGUUUUUUCUCCAUUCUGUCACUGGAGUUUUGGUUCCUUGCUGCUGUUGCCUUUGGCUUGCUUAGUUGGGGACACUUAAUUUCCAGUGAUAUCGUUGAAUUAAUUGCACAGAUAAUAUUUAGAUUGAAGUGAGCUGGAUGAUGACAUAAUUGAAUUCAAUAAUGAACUGCCUUUUUGCAUUAUUGACACACUGUUUUCCAAUUUUAUGCUGUUCAGUUUCUUUGUUACAAUCUGUAUUGUUCA